Oxyura jamaicensis (ruddy duck) is the source of this 893-nucleotide messenger RNA. It is a transcript of the gene CPLX4, whose product is annotated as complexin 4. Gene Ontology annotation, molecular function: syntaxin binding. The coding region runs from base 1 to 483 and encodes 160 amino acids. The record is from RefSeq and is a predicted model, not a curated record. Gene Ontology annotation, biological process: regulation of neurotransmitter secretion; synaptic vesicle exocytosis; neurotransmitter transport. NCBI's taxonomy places the organism in Eukaryota, Metazoa, Chordata, Aves, Anseriformes, Anatidae. The transcript is spliced from 3 exons. Gene Ontology annotation, cellular component: SNARE complex; terminal bouton.
AUGGCCUUCCUAAUGAAAAGUAUGUUGAGCAACCAGGUAAAGAAUUUGGGACUUGGAGGUGGAGGGGAAGAAAACAAAGAAGAAAGCACUCCUUCUGACCCAGCAGCCGCUGCAGGAAUGACCAGAGAGGAGUAUGAGGAAUAUCAAAAGCAAGUGGUUGAGGAGAAGAUGGAAAGAGAUGCAGCCUUUGCACAGAAAAAGGCAGAGAGAGCCUGUCUGAGGGUUCAUCUGAGAGAAAAGUACAGACUCCCUAAGAGUGAAUUGGAUGAGAAUCAAAUACAGAUGGCUGGAGAUGAUGUGGGUUUGCCAGAAGACCUUCAGAAGAUGGUGGCAGAAGAUCAGGUAGAAGAAGAGGACAAGGACUCUAUCCUGGGACAGCUGCAGAAUAUUCAGAAUAUGGACAUGGAUGCGAUCAAAGAAAAGGCACAAGCCACCUUCACUGAAAUGAAACAGGCUGCUGAGCAGAAGUGUUCUGUGAUGUAGAAGAGGCACCGCUAUCCCAGGGCUGUGAAUUCAACCUUGUCUCACGGGAGUGGGGAGAGAGGGCAGGCAGAGGAAUGCACUUAGCUCUAUAGCAGUAAAUGUAAAUAUAAGAGAGAGAGAUAGACUUAAAAACCUCCAGGGGGUCAAAAAUUAAGUGCUGUGACUUGCUUAGUGCAAAGUUAGAAAUGAUCCUAAUUUUUCAACAUGACAUUUUUCCCUGGGAAAAAAGAUGGCUUAAGAAAAAAAAAAAAAAGGAAAAGAUGUGCCUUUUUCAAUUUUUUUCAAACUGAUCAAGAUGCUACUAAAUGUGUAUUUUUUUUUAUUAAAAUUGUGCUUCUGUUGCAUAACAUAUAGGUAAUCACUCAUUUAAUACUGCUUUCAAAAGGAAAUAUAUAUAUCUGUAAUAAAAU